UUUCCGUGUAGGCUGUCUUGUUAGCCUCGACUGUCAGUGUUCUCUUCUGCAUUUCUUCUUGCAUUCAAAUGGCUUCUUCCUCUGAUUUAGAGAACGUUAUCUAGCAGUGCUGAGGUCUCAGAACUACUAAGUGGAACCACUUAAUAUGUGUGAACUCUGAUCUUCGAAGAGGGAAAGCUUGUUUAGUGUUUAUUUAUGUAUUCUUAAAACUGGGUACCCAACCUCUGAUGAUGGGGUAUGAUCUUCCAGUGGCUGCAAGCUGGCAGUCUUAUUUUCUCUACAGUGAAAUAUCUUUCCACAUCUCUAGUGAGAGCUAUUAAGAGAGACCAGAAAUGGAUGCGUGGGGUAAUAUGUUUCUCAGCCGUGUUUCUCUUUACUUAUUUCAUUCUUGGUUGACUCAGCAGUAACUUUUCUUCUUGGCUAACUUUUAACCUCCAGGGAGUUUUGUGUUAAUUAUCUUGCUUAGUAUAGGGUACAAAAUCCUUUUUUUUCCAUUCCCUUUGAGUCUGGGUUUCUAAAGGAAAAUAAUAAUGGUGCAGAAAACACAAAUUUCAUCUCAUAAAUAACUAUAGUUGCAAUCUGAUGUCUGUACAGCACAGGGUUCAUCAUAUGAAAUAAUCAUCCUUGGAUACAUAAUUUGAAGCCCUGUGAAUUGAAAGUCUUGUGUAGGAGUACUGUAAACAUUAGGCUGAUGCCAGCUGAUACCCUGAAAAUUAGCAGGGGUGUGUGUAGAGCUUGAAAGAGCAGUAAAUUCAAAAUGUAAUCUCUUAGGUGUGUUUUUUUUAAAACUUCCUGUCUUUACUUUUUUUGAUGUCAGUAAUCAUGUCUGUUAUCUGAACAGAUGAAGGCUGCCUUUAAACGGUGUAGCUUUUAGAAGUGGGAUAGAAGGAAUGAGGAUUGUAAACCCCCUUCACAGGAGGAGCUGGGGUGCAGAACAAGGUGGUUACUUUUGAUAGGCAGAGGAGGUGGCCAGAUGUUUCUGUUUUGAAGCAGUUAGGAAUAUUAGUGGUAAAAUCCAUAUGAGGGAGUUUUGCUGAGUUUUUCGUUUCUUUGACUUGGAGAGCUACACAGGUGUAAAAACUUAACAGCAGCAUCUUCGGAAAAUGCCAGAAUGAGUGUUGAUUAAAAAACCUCACUGAGCUCCAUCCUCCAAGAAUCUAACUUUUCCUUGCAGGGAUACUUUUUGGAAAAUGCCAAGCCGGAGGUAUGCUGAUGGCGAGGUGGUGAUGGGCCGCUGGCCAGGAAGUGUCCUGUACUAUGAAGUACAAGUGACCAGUUAUGAUGAUGUUGCUCAUCUUUAUACUGUCAAGUACAAAGAUGGAACUGAACUUGCACUGAAAGAAAGUGAUAUAAGGUCUCAGUCAUCAUUCAAGCACAGGAAGAGCCAGUCUUCUUCAAGUUCUCCCUCCAGAAGAAGCACCAGCAGAUCUCGAUCCAGGUCUCCUGGUCGGCCAGGGAGAGGGAGACGUCGUUCUACUUCCCAAAGCAGAGAACAUAAAGAUGACAAAAAGAAAACCAUUCAGGAAACCAGCUUAGCUCUACCAGCGAAGCCGAGUGAGAAUAACACCAAAAGGUACAACGGUGAACCUGAAAAUACGGAAAAAAAUGACACAUCCUGCAUAAUCUUGGAGCAAAAGUUAAAACCAGACGUGGAAGUAAAGCAUUUUGAACAGUACAGCCUGCGUUCAAGGAAAGAUGAAAAGAAGAAAGAAGAGAUAUAUUCGGAGAAAAAGAUUUUUACAGCAUUAAAAACAAUUGAGAAAGCACCGUCAAAAACAAAGGAGCUGGAGUUUGGGGGAAGACUUGGGACCUUCAUGCUGAUGUUUCUCCUUCCUGCUACUGUAUUGUACUUGCUGUUGAUGUGUAAACAAGAUGACCCCAGUCUUAUGAACUUCCCUCCUCUCCCAGCACUUGAAAGUCUUUGGGAGACGAGGGUGUUUGGUAUUUUUCUUCUGUGGUUUUUCCUUCAAGCUCUGUUCUACUUGCUGCCAGUUGGAAAGGUUGUAGAAGGCCUGCCUCUUUCAAAUGGAAAGAAACUACAGUACCGGAUAAAUGGGUUUUAUGCUUUUAUUUUCACUGCUGCAGCUAUUGGAAUUUUAUUAUACUUUCAGUUUGAACUUCAUUAUUUGUAUGAUCACUUCAUGCAGUUUGCAGUGUCAGCUGCAGCUUUUUCUUUGGCAUUGAGCAUUUAUCUGUAUGUUCGGUCCCUGAAAGCACCCGAGGAAGAGCUAGCACCAAGUGGAAAUUCUGGGUAUUUCAUUUAUGAUUUCUUUAUUGGACAUGAAUUAAACCCUCGUAUUGGCAGUUUUGACCUCAAAUACUUCUGUGAGUUGCGUCCAGGACUAAUUGGCUGGGUUGUUAUAAACUUGGCAAUGCUCUUGGCUGAGAUGAAGGUACACAAUCUAAGUAUGCCAUCCCUGUCAAUGAUACUUGUGAACAGCUUUCAGCUUCUGUAUGUGGUGGAUGCUCUUUGGAAUGAGGAAGCCGUUUUGACUACAAUGGAUAUUACCCAUGAUGGAUUUGGUUUCAUGCUGGCAUUUGGAGAUCUGGUGUGGGUUCCAUUUGUCUACAGUCUGCAGGCCUUCUAUUUAGUGGGUCAUCCUACUGUGAUUUCUUGGCCUGUUGCUGCCGCAAUUACUGUUAUGAACUGUAUUGGGUAUUACAUAUUCCGUAGUGCAAAUUCUCAGAAAAAUAAUUUCCGAAGGAAUCCCGCAGAUCCCAAAUUGGCCAAUCUGAAAUUUAUACCCACUGCAACUGGAAAAGGGCUUCUUGUCACGGGUUGGUGGGGUUUUGUUCGUCACCCUAAUUACCUCGGUGAUAUCAUCAUGGCUCUAGCAUGGUCCCUACCCUGUGGUUUUAACCACAUUUUGCCGUAUUUCUACGUGAUAUAUUUCAUCUGCUUGCUUGUUCAUCGAGAAGCUCGUGAUGAACAUCAUUGUAAGCAAAAAUAUGGCUUGGCAUGGGAAAGGUAUUGCCAGCGUGUACCAUACCGCAUAUUUCCUUACAUCUACUAGAGCACUCCAGGUUCCUGAUUGGAAAGUUACUUCUAAAGUUAGUUUCUUUGCAGAUAAAAUAUACCUCUUACCUUUGCACUUGGUCAUUUGUCAUUUAGGCUUUUAAAAAAAAAAAAAAAAAGGCCAAACUUUGGAGUGCAUCAAAGGUAUUUACAAGUAAGCUUAAAUACAUGAGUUAUGUGAACUGACUGGCUGUGACUUCAAUUCUUAAAAUAUUGUGAAUUUUAAAAACUCUUGGGGCCCUAAUUUUUCAAGCUAAAUUUUAUCUAGAAUUCCGAGUUUACAUUUUUUUUUUUAUUGCGUUUAAUUAAGCACUGUGAUGUAAAGUAUAUUAUUUUCUUAAUACAAUAAAUGCUGAAAUUCCAUCCAGUUCAUUUUUUGGUGUUACUUGUACCAUCUAACUUCAGAUGUCCAAUUUAGUUGCCUGAAUUGGAGGAGCAGCAGGGUCUUUUUGGUCAGUGAGCUGGCAGCAGAGGAUUUGACCCACAUGAGGGGCCUGCAGCCCAGGGCCUGGAGCUGGCACGCUCAGCUAGGUGGUUGUUCCCCUCCUGGCUUUUCAUUAAUGGGAUUUUUUUUGGUCAGGGAGGCUCAGGUGACCACUCCUGCCCUGCACCUGCAGGAGGGACUGAGGGAUAUAGAACUGGGAGAAGGGAAGGGGCACAGCUGUCCCCUCCUCCCGUCCCAUUUUUGAGGCAGUUUCAGCACAGACCAAGGGGAGCUCUGAAGCUGCUGCCUGGCAGUGCCCCUGGCCCUGGAUGGAAACCAUGCUUCUGGCUCAGACUCCUGAAAGUAGAUGAUACAAACACUUGCUUUGGCUGUGGGCAGAGCUGUGGAAGUGAGCAGUGAACCCUCAUCCUGCCUCUAGCAUUGAACAGGGGGUAGCAAAAGUGUGCAGCGAAUGCACAUGAGACAGAAAAGGAUCAAAUGACCACAGUCAGCUUAUUCUGAUCUUUGUAAAUUAUGUCUUAAUGUACCAUAGCAUUUACCAAGUGUGUAUAAUAAAGCCUCCACGUUUUUUCUGUACAGUGUUUGGGUUUGAAAAUGCAACAGCUUUUUUAGAAACAGAAGAAAUCAGUAACUAAGCCAAUUUCCAGUAAUUUUAAAAAAAAAUGUUCAUUGAAAAAAGGUUUUUGUAAAUUAAUGUUGUAGUUCUUGAAACAAUUGAAGUGUUCAUUUAAAUAUUUGUAUUGACAGAUAUGCUAUGAAAAUAUAGGAAUUGCUCCUCAAUCCAAAGUUGUUGUUUUUUUUUAAUUUGGCAUUGCUACCUCAUAUGUAGGUGUUGCCUUUUGUACUGUUGCAGAUAGAGAAAUAGCUAUUUUUUUGCUAUUGCUAUUUAAAACAACAUUUUUUACAUGAGCCUGUGGUUAAACUCAACCACUUUCUAAUAUAUUUUUGUAUAUAUUUGACUUUUUGACUAAUGUAUGUGUUCUGGUCACUAGUUGUGUUCUUUGUCUAACUGGCUGUAAAUGAGAUGCCCUUCUGGUAUUUACUUCAUAAGUAGAAUAAUUUUACUGAAAUACUCUUGCAUUAAUUAAGUAGCUUCUAUUCUAUUGUCACAAGUAAGAGCUUUUCACAUACUUCGCACGUGAGGUUUAUAGCACAAAUUGCCCUAAAAAGCAUAUUAGAAUAUUAAAUAUAGUGCAGGUACCUCUGCACUUGCUUGCAGGAUUGUUCCGAAUAAAUUGGAAUGUUAUUUAUCAAUUUUUUUUUAAAUUCUUCUAAAAUAUUGAUGUAAUUGAAAUCUAGCAUGUGAUUUCUUUUAAAAAUAAAAUAACUCUAUUUUGUACAUGGGCAUUUUUUAAAGGUAAUUGUACAAUUUAACUGUAUAUAAUGUAGCUUGAUUGUUGGUGUUGUAAGGAAAAUGUUUUAAGACAAGUACUUUGCUUGCUGGCAGCAAAUAGCAGUGCCUGUAACUACUCAAAAGAAUUUACUCCUGUGAAGUAGCAGAUUAAACUGGGAUGCUUUUUUCAAUCAUUUCUGAAUGAAUUUAUGGGAAAUAGAGAAAUCAUUAAAUGGCACUGGUUUGCAGGUGGUGUUUUAAAAUGUACUGAAGCAAGUGGGGACAGUUCAACUUCUCAGUCUGUAAACUCAGAGAUGCUCCUGCUGUCCCAGUUUUAUCUGUUGCCAUGCAAGUUGUUUAAAAUGCCAUUUGGAGCCCUUGUCUUUCAGAAAUGGAUCAUGACCAAUGACAACUUCAGUUUAUUUACAUGUUGAAUUUUAUGUGAAUUUGAUUUUGAAGUAACUGGUUUUAAUACAAACAAGCCUUUGAACUAAAAUAAAGGUUUUGCUUAAAAUUAA
Messenger RNA from Pipra filicauda (Wire-tailed manakin), 5312 nucleotides. RefSeq names its product lamin B receptor (gene LBR). Gene Ontology annotation, cellular component: nuclear inner membrane. The transcript is spliced from 15 exons. Bases 1191 to 3014 code for a protein of 607 amino acids. Gene Ontology annotation, molecular function: oxidoreductase activity, acting on the CH-CH group of donors, NAD or NADP as acceptor. Lineage: Eukaryota; Metazoa; Chordata; Aves; Passeriformes; Pipridae. Gene Ontology annotation, biological process: sterol biosynthetic process. The record is from RefSeq and is a predicted model, not a curated record.